AUGGGUUCUGAGAAUGGAAUAAACAAGUCAUUGAACAAAAUAGUACCAAUCUGGAUGUCAAGGCUCUAUAAAGACCCUGCACUUGGCUACAAGAAGAAAAUGAGGAGAGUAAUGGAGAAAAAAGAAAAUCCUUCUGACUUAGCUACGAAGAGGCAUUCUGACUCCAGUGACUUUCAGCCUUCAGUCGAAAAGAUAGUAAUUCCAAGGAUCGAACCGGAUAUUAGAAGUGCCUUCUUUACCUUCACAAACAUAAGCAUAAAAACAGAAGAUGAUCCUGUUUUGAGAUUUGUUCCAUGUAUACCAGGUGCAUUUGGGCUUAUAAAUCUAGCAGAAUUCAAAGAGAUAGGACUAUUGGAAAAACAAUGGCCAUGCAGUAAGAAAACAGAAGAAGGGGCAUUUUAUAAUAGCUUUGACGCUGUGGAUGGAUUGAGGCACAAUGAGAAAUAUUCUAAGGGUGGUGAACUUUUAGAAAUGAGAAGGUUGUUUUGCAACGUGUGUUUCAUCUUCGGAUGUAAAUGGCACUCCAGGACAAAAGGGGUCUGCAUUAAGCCUGUAGGAUUUGAAAGUAAUCCAUCAGGCUCAAAAUCCGAAUCUAAAGAAGUUUGUGGGGAGGUGUGCAAGAAAAUGAAAAGGUUACAUAAAAGUAUCACAAAGAACGACAUAGAUCAAUCGACCUACAGUGUUCUUUACAGGGAUUGCUGGAUGUCCCAAGGAUAUGGAUGCAUAGCAUCCUUACUUUUCUACCUUAGACAUAGAAAAUAUAUACCAUGCGAAGAAAUAAAGGAAUCUUGUGCAGCUUUGGUAGGGCGCCAUAAGUAUGUAAUAGGAAAUAAUAACAGAGGCAAUAUAGAUCCCUCUGCCUUCUUUACACCCUGCGACCAUCCUGGAGACUGUGUAGAAAACAAUGGAUGCAUAUGUGCAUCUAACAGGACUAACUGUGAGAUGUCAUGCCUUUGCGUGGGAUGUAAAAACUUCUUCAUGGGGUGUAUGUGUCCUGUGGCAUGUGAUGAUAAAUGUGCAUGCAGACGAGCAAUGAGGGAAUGCAUACAAAUAUGUUCAUGUAGCUUAUGUGGAAACAAGGAUUUACAGAUGGGCAAUGCAGAGCCAACAUUUGUGGCACCUAGCGGGGUGGAAGGAUACGGCUUGUUUGCUAAGGAGAAGAUAUCGAGAGGCAAGUUUGUUAUUGAAUAUGUAGGAGAGAUAAUAAGCAACGAAGAGGCUGAGAGAAGGGGAGCCUUUUACGAUCUGAGAGGAUGUUCGUAUCUGUUUGAUCUGUAUAACAGGGGAGGAAUUCCUCUCUAUGUCGUUGAUUCUAGGUUCAUAGGAAAUAGGUCCAGAUUCAUCAACCACUCGAAAAAGAAUCCAAAUCUAAAUGUAUCCAUUCUACUUGUGAAUGGGAUUAGACGGAUUGGAUUUUAUGCAAGUAGAGACAUAGAUAAGAAUGAAGAGUUAUUCUUUGACUAUGGAUACAGUGAAGAGCAUAAGAAGAAGCAUGGAAUAGUAGACUGA
Molecule: messenger RNA, 1509 nt
Organism: Encephalitozoon romaleae SJ-2008
Lineage: Eukaryota; Fungi; Microsporidia; Unikaryonidae
Product: SET domain-containing protein
Exons: 1
Coding region: 1-1509 (502 amino acids)
Biological process (GO): chromatin remodeling
Molecular function (GO): protein binding; histone methyltransferase activity
Source: RefSeq, a predicted model, not a curated record